This is a messenger RNA of Biomphalaria glabrata, 861 nucleotides long. RefSeq names its product neurotensin receptor type 2-like. Gene Ontology annotation, biological process: G protein-coupled receptor signaling pathway. Gene Ontology annotation, cellular component: membrane. The transcript has 4 exons. The coding region runs from base 1 to 861 and encodes 286 amino acids. The record is from RefSeq and is a predicted model, not a curated record. Lineage: Eukaryota; Metazoa; Mollusca; Gastropoda; Planorbidae. Gene Ontology annotation, molecular function: G protein-coupled receptor activity.
AUGGUGUCAGAACGUAAUAACAGCGCUGCGACUUGCCUUUCCAAUCUGUGUGACUUUUUGGUGACAGAUUUUGUGGGUGCUGAUGUCAGGAAUAUUCUGGAGAUGAUCUUCUUUGUCUUCCUGUCCGGGAUCAUCAGUUUCUUCGGCGCCAUUGGCAAUUUGAUGAACAUUUUCAUCUUGUGCAAGCAAGGCUUGAAGGAUUCAAUUAAUAUAAGUCUCCUUGGGCUUGCCAUGUCUGACUUAGGCUCAGUCGUGACGCUAGUCUGGAUGUCCAUCUGCUUCAAUCCAUUUUUCAGGUACUCAUCAAUUCCUUUUGAGUCAGUGGAUAUCCAGUAUUUGUCAGCAGGCUGGCCACACGUGUGCUUCGCUCGGAUAACCAGUUGGAUCACGGCUUUCAUCACGUUCGAGAGAUGUUUGUGCGUCGCCUCACCCAUGAGAGUCAGGCAGAUCAUCACUCCCAGGAGGACCACCGUUGUGCUGAUCGUCAUCUUCCUGGUCAUGCUGGGUAGUGUCUCGCCCGUGUACUACGCCAUUCACAUCUCAUCCUUCUUCCACGCCUCCAGAAACCUGAGCCUCGAGGGUUUGGUGUACUCGCUAGAUGGCGCCACCGUGGAAUAUGUCUCAUUCUCCAUCAGCGUCUCCGCCCAGCUCAGCUCCUUCGCUCUAGUCAUCAUCUGUACUCUAACGCUGAUCGCCAACUUGUUGGAGAAGUCUAGGUGGCGCCGCAGCGUCGCCGUCACGGGUUCUGGACAGGGCAUGUCUGGCAGGGAUCCAUUGUUGGACCCUACCAGAAUAUCUUUCAGGUAUCAUGGUCCAUACUCAACACGUUUGAAGCAACAAACAGUACAGUCUCCAUUAUAA